GUCGAGCAGUCUGUUUUUGAGUUUGUUUGAGAAGACGCCACUGAACCUGGGACCGCAUCAAACAUGUCGUCGACAACCGCAAUCAAAGCCAACAACGGCCAAGCGUCGGCAAGCGCGUCGGCCGGGCCUUUCCACCCUAGAUUGUCACUGAUAAAGAGGAUAUUGUACGGUCUGCAGGGAAUGAUUUUCAGCAACAUGUCGAGCGUUGUGGCGACCUUGAAAUCGGGCGUUGACAAGAUUUUCCCAAAACCAUACCACCCGACCUUGAUAAAAAAGUAUAAAUCACGGCCUGGGCUCCCGAUUCGGGUCUUCUUCCCCAAGGACUACGACCACGUCAACCCCCAAGGAAACCCCCUGCCAUGCUUUUUCUCCAUCCACGGUGGUGGGUACGUCAGUGGGUUCCCAGACCUCAAUGAUGAUUGGAACCACCACUUUAGCAACACCAACUCGGCUAUCGUGAUCGCCCUCAACUACCGAAAAGCCCCCAGACACCCGUACCCCAUCCCGAUCCACGAUGUUGCAGCCCUCAUCAUCACCGUGCUUGAAGACCAAAAAGACCUGGCUCGUCACAUCGACCCCAACCGCGUCGCUAUGGGCGGCUUCUCCGCCGGUGGCAGCCUUACCCUAGCCGUCAGCCAGCUACCCCAUAUCCGGUCCCGUAUCCAGGCCAUUGUACCCGUAUACCCAGCUUGCGAUUUCGCAACUCCGACCGACGUCAAGACACGGCUAAGAAGAUACAAACCGGAGCUGGGAGGAUUCCGAGCUCGCCGCAGCGACUACCUGUUAGGCAUGAUGGCUUGUUUCAACUGGAGCUACAUCCCCGUCGGACAUGACCUGACGGACCCGCUCCUCAGUGGAGAGCGUGUCCUCGCGUCUUCCCUACCAAAGCGCGUGUUUAUAAUCGCGGCCGAGAUGGACAUCCUUUCACAUGGCGCAUGGAGGUUGGCGUGCAGGUUGGCCGGGAAGCCGAUGCCCGGACAUGAUCAACAGGUUGGACGACCGGAGGUCAAGCCACCGCAGCGGCUCGUCCUGGACGACGAGGCAUACCACUGGAUACAAAAGACAGAAGAUGGGCGGGAGGUCAGGUGGUUGCUCGCGCCCGAUGCGGUGCAUGCAUUCGACAUGGAGGCCAAAAUGUUGGCGCCUUUCGACAAGGCUAUGAAGGCGGAUUGUAUAGCGAAGAGGAAUGAAGAGAUCGAUUUGAUUGGAAAAUGGCUUUGGGGCUAGAACUAGCAGAAAUCUUAGCCUAGACCCUGCAUCAGUUGUUGUUGGUAGUUCAAGGGUGGCGCUACUGUGGCUUGGCUUCACACGUGUGAAGUUUAUGUCCCAACCUAGGAAAACAACAGCAAGAGACUUUAAGUGUACAUUAAAAUGCAUAUGCAACGAUUCCGUUUCUAUAGCUACCUGGAAGAGAGGGCUUGAAAGCUAUAGCUUGUGAUAGGGAAUGGGACAAUGGGGAUGUUUGUCGAAAUGCUUUCUUGACGUUGCUUACUCCACUGUUGCAUUUUCCGUUGUUAAUCAUACACGAAAACAGGACAUUGUCCAAGCCUUGGGCAAGGCUUGCAAAACAAAGACCGGGACCAACAUCAUUGAUAGCCACCGCACUGAGGGUUUUUUGUAUUGUUCAGAUUCUGAAAAAGCCUGUCUAUAGAAAUAUCUGA
Molecule: messenger RNA, 1661 nt
Organism: Pyricularia grisea
Lineage: Eukaryota; Fungi; Ascomycota; Sordariomycetes; Magnaporthales; Pyriculariaceae
Exons: 2
Coding region: 64-1227 (387 amino acids)
Molecular function (GO): hydrolase activity
Source: RefSeq, a predicted model, not a curated record